Molecule: messenger RNA, 826 nt
Organism: Hyalella azteca
Lineage: Eukaryota; Metazoa; Arthropoda; Malacostraca; Amphipoda; Hyalellidae
Product: protein Skeletor, isoforms B/C
Source: RefSeq, a predicted model, not a curated record
AUUGACUUCGGUCACGUGAUGCUGCCUGAGGGACUAGAGGUCCCUCAUCCCUCACUGGCCGACGGGACGCUGCAGAGCGACGGUCCCCUCGUCACCUCAGGGCCGGUCCUGCACCAGGACACCAACACCAUCGUCAUCCGGGACUUCUCCUAUAGCGGCGACCUGGACGACGCCAUCUUUGUGGUGGGGAGCGGGGAUGUGGCGGCCGCGGGGGUGCAGCUCCCCGACGAGAAGGGGGGCGAGGCUCCCCUCCGCAAGUACAAGAGGGAGACCCUGAGCCUCAGGCUCCCCAAGGAGGCCAGAGGGAAGCCAGUGCAGUAUGUGGGGGUGUGGUCCCCCUCCCAGGGGAUGAUUACCUCGGUUACCUUCCCCCCCAACGACCGCAUUCCCCCGCCAGUCGAGUCCCUCGUCUAGGGGGACUCCAGGGGGUAACCCCAGGGGGAUCACGGACCUAAACGGGAUCGUUGAUUCAAAGAGGAUCGGGGACCAAAGGCAGACGGGGACCCAUGGGGGACCGUGGAGCCAAAGGGGUUCACCGACCCAAGGGGCUCAAGGACCCCAAAAGGGCCGAGGACCCAUAGGAGGCCGUGGACCCAAUUAAGGUGACCGUGGACCCAAAGGGUUUCGCGGACCCAAAGGGGGCCGCGGACCCUAAAAGGUUCUCGGACCCAAGGGGGCCGUGAACCCAAAGGGGACCGGGGACCCAAAGGGGUUCUCGGACCCAAGGGUCCAAAGCAUGCCAAUGGGCCCGGGUUGCAAGCAGUAUUGAAGCUUCGUUACGUUGUGCAAUAUAUAAUAUGCCAUAAUAAACUUUAUUUUCUGCUUA